AUGGUGAUGGCAUCUAUAAUAGUGAAGGCUCUUGUCGCCCUCGCUUUGAUCCAGUCGCCCCUGGUCGUUGGCAUACCGACGGCCCCAGGGAUCCCAUCAGCGUCGGCAGCCAAAACCGAGCUGGGAGACCUGACUGUCGCUGCUCAGGGAUCCCAAGAUGGCUAUUCUCGAGCCAAGUUUCCUCAUUGGAUUUCCCAGGGGAGUGGCUGCGACACGCGCGAUGUUGUGCUGAAGAGAGAUGGCACGGGCGUGGUUCAAGAUGAUAGCUGCUCUGCCAGUAGUGGGAAAUGGGUCUCCCCGUAUGAUGGAGCGACUUGGACUGCGGCUAGUGAUCUGGACAUUGACCACGUCGUGCCCUUGUCCAAUGCCUGGAAGUCCGGUGCCUCUGAAUGGACGACGGAUGAUCGACAAGCGUUUGCCAAUGAUCUCACUCAUCCGCAGCUCCUGGCCGUCACGGACAACGUGAACUCGGCCAAGGGCGACAAGGGACCUGAAGAAUGGAAGCCUCCUCUUGCAUCGUAUUACUGCACCUACGCGGAGAUGUGGGUAAAGGUGAAAUCGACCUACAACUUGACGGUCACCACGGAUGAAAAGUCAGCGCUGGUCGACAUGCUCGCUACGUGCUAG
Messenger RNA from Penicillium waksmanii, 627 nucleotides. RefSeq names its product HNH endonuclease family protein. The transcript is spliced from 4 exons. Bases 1 to 627 code for a protein of 208 amino acids. NCBI's taxonomy places the organism in Eukaryota, Fungi, Ascomycota, Eurotiomycetes, Eurotiales, Aspergillaceae. The record is from RefSeq and is a predicted model, not a curated record.